AUGGCUGCCAUAACCUCGUUCGGAAAUCUGUCUGUGAAGCUGCAAAGCAACGCCUUCAUUGCGUCUUUGGCGGUGAGAGCAGAGGCAGCGGACGGCGAUCGGAAGAAGACGGGUGCCGAGCUGCGAGAGGAGUUCUUUUUGGCGGCCGCCACUGGCAAGGAGAGAGGUCUGCCCGAGGGAGCGUUUCUGAACGACAAUGUGGUGGACGGGCCCAUGGUGGACAUCACGUGGGAGCCGUACGGCGACACCUGCAGCGCGCCGGCGAUUGGGGGUGUACACGCGAAAUCAGGAUGCGUAGGAUCGAGAGAGCGAUUCUUCCAACACGCGUCGACCCGUGAGUCGGGAGUUUGCGUUACGGCGUUUGGCAAGGAGGGAGCGAGCGACAUUGACGGCAGCGUCGCUAGCGUAUCGGACAACAGACGUCAGAUCCGAGAAAUUCUUGCCAGUGCCGCUUCACCUGACGCCGACGUGAGCGCGGGAAUGGGCGUGGGAGGGUGCGACUUCCUGCAGUCAGGCUGCGAAUCCGACUGUCCGAUAUGCGCAUCCGCGGGUGCAGGAGGGCGCUCGAGCGAUGGCGAGUCCCCGCCGUGCCUGAUUGGCCUCACCACCGCCGCUCAAUUCGCGCGCAAGGACGCCACGCGGCUUGCCAGGGGGUUCUGGUCGCUGGACUCGAGGGCGCGCGAGGACGUGGCGCUGCUGGGAUCCAAGUUCCUCACGCUCGACGCGCGGGCGCGCGAGGACGCGGGCGUGCUGGAUGCGCGCGCGCGGCUGCGAGUCAGGCGCCUGCGACACCUGGCGCUGGGGUUGGAGGAGAGUGCGCGCGAGGAGCUGAGUCGCCAGGCGGCGCAGCACUGGCGAGAUGGCGCCCUCGCGGCGGAUCUGCGUCUUGCCGACAUGCGCAUGAGGCGGCGAGGGCUAGAAGACGUCUUCCUUGCUCUGCAGGUGGUGAAGAGCCUUCACUCCGCUAUAGUCACACUGCUUCGCCCCGACGUCCUCCCUUCGACUGCACCCUCCACUCCUGCUUCCUCAGCCUCUAAUACCCCUGCCACCACCACAAGAAGAAGCAGCACCGCACUGCACCCAUCGGCACCCCUUCAAGAUAGCUCCGCUGCAUCCACCCCAUCCACCAGUGAAGCCACCAUGCCACCGUCCCCCUCACAACCGCUUCCUCUGACGGACUCUCAAAGUGAGGGUGCAGAGGGGAGUAGAUUGGAGGAGGAUGGGGAAGAAAGGAGGUCUGUGAGCACCAAUCCCCUCACGCCACGUCAGCGGCAGCAUCCGCUAUCCACACUGUCGUUCAAGACGCUUGCUGCACUUGACGAGCUGUACCGAGAGAUUGGCCCACACUCCCUCACACCGUUGGAGGGGGAGGAGGACGGGGAGGAGGAGGAGUGGGGAGUGCUGGGAGUGGGGGGCGAUGACAGCACCACAGAGGAGCUGGGCUUCCUGAUGGCAGCGCUGGUGGACAUGGGGGAGGUGAGCAGCAGCUACGGCUUGGCUCUGCUGCACCGCUGCUGCGCCUCCCCCCACGCCGCUCUGCGCCUGACAGCUGUUGACGCCCUCUCCAGCGCCCCUUCCCUCUCCGCCCUUGGGAAUGCCGGCUUCGCCGUGCUGCAGGCAUUCAGUCGCGCCGCCGCCAAGUGGCAACACGCCGGUUCUGGUGGUGCCACUGAUGACGAGCAGGCAGAUGAGAGCACAGAUGGCGGUGUGGAUAGCAGUGCGGAUGGUGACACGGCGCAGUGGCGGAGCGAGCGACGGUGGUGCGCGGAGUGGGUUGGGACGCGGGGAGGCAUGGCGGACGAGGAUGUGGUGGAGGUGCGUGGAGCGGAGGGCGACGAGCAGGGCGAGGUGAAGGACGGAGCAAGCGAUUACGAGGACUACGGCGACGAUGAUGUGGAUGAUGUCGUGGAUGAUGAUGUGGAUGAUGACGUGGAUGAGGAGGAGGAAGAGCAGGAGGAGGUGGAGGACGAUACGCAAGGGGGGGUUGAGGAGGAGGAGGAAGUACAAGAGGCGGACACCCCGCGGGGCCGCGACAGCCAGUACAAGGCGAGUCGCUGCCUCCACGACGCGUGGUUUUCGGACGAGGAGGGGGAGCGCAAGCGCCUGGGGAUCUUCGCGCCCGCCUCCCCGCGGGAAGCCUCAUCGUCCGCGUCCGUCCCCGCUACAGUGCGCUGCGGUAUCUGCUUCGACGACCACCCUCUCGAAUCGACGGUCGUGAUGGCGCUGUGCGGGCAGCACCGCUACUGCGUGCCCUGCUGGCAGACCUACGUGGCAUCCGCCAUUGCUGACGGGGCGGGGUGCCUGUCGCUGCGCUGCCCUGCGCCCAAGUGUGGCGCAGCAGUGGAGGAUGCGCACAUCCUCGCGCUCCUCGCGGACGCUGCUGCGCCCGCCCAGGGGGACGCGCUGGGGGAGGGGCGGGGGGAAGCGGGUGGGGAAGGGGUUGUUUGCGCCGAGGAGAAGGGGAAGGGGAAGGAAGCGUUGGAUGACAGGGGAGUCGAUACAGCAGCAGCAGCAGCAGGAGCAGCAGGAGCGGGAGGCACAGAAGUCAGUUCCCGUGAGGCUGCGGCUGGUGGUGCUGCAGGUUCGUCCCAGAGUGUUGGGCGCGGUGGCAAGGCGCGGAGGGUCAAAGGCGCGCCCGCUGCGCCCCUGCCUGCUGCAGCUGAGCCCGGAGGCAGGGCGGCUGCGGCUUGUGGCUCGGCCGCACAGCAGACAGCAGCAGCAGCGGCGGAAGCACCAGUGCAGUCAGCAGCAGCGGCAGGGGGGGCAGCAGCAGCAGGCGGGGCAGCAGCAGCGGGGGUUGGCGAAGAUGAGGGCAGCGGAGCAGCAUUCCCGUGUGGGGCGGGGGUGGCGGCAGCAGCGGCACAGCGGUACCGGCGGUACCAGCUGCGGUCGUUUGUGGAGGCGAGUGAGAGCGUCAAGUGGUGCCCCUCGCCCGGCUGUGACUACGCUAUCCACUCCGAAGGCGGCGCCCCCACCCCCCGCGCCCUGCCAGGCGCGGGGGCGCGCGGGGGGAAGCUGAAGGGGGUGAUGGCGGAGGAGGAGGAGGAGGGCGGCAGGGGAGGGGCGGUGUGGGGCGGGAGCAGGAGCCGGGACGUGCGGUGUGCGUGUGGGCAUGAGUGGUGCUGGCACUGCCUGCAGGAGCCCCACCGCCCCGUCGACUGUGAACUCGUGCGCAAAUGGGUCGUCAAAAACAGGUCCGUGCCUCGCCCUGCCACUGGCGCUGCUGGGAGCAUGGGUAAGGGUGCGGAGUCGGAGAACAUGAAGUGGAUUCUGGCCAACAGCAAGGCGUGUCCGCGCUGCCAGCGGCCCAUAGAGAAGAACCACGGGUGCAUGCACAUGACGUGCUCGCCGCCGUGCCGCCACGAGUUCUGCUGGCUGUGCCUCGGCGACUGGAAGGAGCAUGGCGAGGGCACCGGGGGGUUCUACGCCUGCAACCGAUACGAGACCAGCAAGAAGAAGGGCGAUUACAAUGUGGAGGAGGAGCGGCGGCAGCGGGCGCGGCAGUCACUGGAGCGGUACCUACACUACUUUGAACGCUGGGCCAGCAAUGAACAGUCGUGGCGCCGCGCGCAAGAGAGCCUCAAAGAGGUGGAGCAGCACCAGGCGGAGCAGCUUCGGGGGCUGAUGGGCCUGCCAGCAGCGCAGAUGAAGUUUCUAUCGGAGGCGUGGCAGCAGAUCAUAGCGUGUCGCCGCAUGCUCAAGUGGACCUACGCCUAUGGCUUCUACCUCUCCGACCACCAGCCCGCCCGCCGCAACCUCUUUGAAUACCUCCAGGUCUGUCUGUCCCACGUGCCUUGCCCCCAGGUGGGUCUCAGGUGCCUUCAGGGGCAAGCGGAUGCGGCGUUGGGGUGGCUGCACAAGGCAGCGGAGAAGGAUGUGGAGGCGUUUGUCCCCUCGCACUUCAAGGGCUCCUUCGACGCGCACGCCGCGCCCUCCCCUGCCGCCCUCUCCCCCCAGCCAGGGCGCCUGCGAGCAGUGUUGGGUGUGGGGGGAGCAACGGGCUCACCUCAGCCCCACCAACCACUGCAUGCUUCCCUUGCGGAUGCGGCGUUGGGGUGGCUGCACAAGGCAGCCGAGAAGGACGUGGAGGCGUUCGUCCCCUCGCACUUCAAGGGCUCAUUCGACGCGCACGCCGCGCCCUCCCCCGCCGCGCUCUCCCCGCAGCACCGCCUCUCCGAGUUCCUCGCCUUCCGCUCCCACCUCACUCGCCUCACCGCCGUCACCCGCACCUUCUUCCAUAACCUGGUCACCGCGCUCGAAUCCGGGCUGUCUGAGAUCCCUGAGGAUGUGCCCAAGGGGGAGGGGGAUGCGGUGCUGCUUGCAGUACAGGCACACGGGAGUUAUGGGAUGAGGGAGAUGGGUGGGGGGUUGGCGAUGGCGAGGCAGUGGCACCUCGUAGGGGUGGACCAUGGACGGACGGGGGAGAGUGUGGAGGUGAAUAGGUGGGAGGAGGGAGGUGAGGAGGUGGGGAGUGGAGGAGGCGAGGAGCGGCAUCAGAGCAGGGCAGCCGCGAGCCAGGACUCAACGCGGUGGUCCUCCUGGUCCGACCCCGUUACGAGCGCCAGGAAGUCCUUGUACUCUAUCUGCUUUGACCCCGCCUCCUCACUGCCCUCUGCUCCCUCUGCUCCCUCUGCGCCCUCUGCGCUCUCUGCUUGGGCCGACCCCACCCUGUUGCCCUGA
Closterium sp. Naga37s-1 is the source of this 4680-nucleotide messenger RNA. The record is from the annotation of a GenBank genome assembly. NCBI's taxonomy places the organism in Eukaryota, Viridiplantae, Streptophyta, Zygnematophyceae, Desmidiales, Closteriaceae.